GGGUCUUGACAUUCGCCUGCCCCCUCUGUCCUGUAGCUACGCAUUAUUUUUUGAGACACUGUGAGUUUUUCGUCAGUGUCACAAUGACUCGUCCAGCACUCAGAUUGAUUCUGUUGGGCUUCUUUCUCAUCUCUGCCUCUUCAGCUCCUGUUAAAAAGACACAAGAUGUGAAUAUUUACAGUUUCUACAUUAACUCUACUGUGACCAGUCGCUACGCCACCACAAUAAUCACAAGCCGUGUGGCAAACAGACUUAAUGAAUCUCAGGAGAUCUUCUUUGAAGUGAAGAUACCCAAGAAUGCCUUCAUCAGUAAAUUCAGAAUGACCAUAGAUGGAAAGAGCUAUGAUGGAGUUGUGAAGGAGAAAGCAGACGCUCAGCAGCAGUACAGUCAAGCAGUUUCACAAGGACAAAGUGCUGGACUCAUCAAGUCUGUUGGAAGGACUUUAGAAGAAUUUAAAACAUCAGUGAAUGUGGCCGCUCUCAGUAAAGUCACCUUUGAGUUGACUUAUGAGGAACUGCUAAAGCGUCGCCUUGGCAAAUAUGAGCUGCUCAUCAAUGCACAACCAAUGCAGACGGUGGCAGAUUUCAAGAUUGACGUACACAUCCAUGAGAAACCAGGAAUUUCCUUCUUGGAGGUGACAGGAGGUCUGAGCACCAAUGAUCUGGCCAAUGCCAUCAAAACUACCAGAACUGACAGUGAUGCAUGGGUGACCUUUUACCCCACUCGAGAGCAGCAGACCAAAUGCAAAGACUGUGAUAAAAAUGGGCUGAAAGGAGACCUGCUCAUUUCAUAUGAUGUUGAGAGACAAAAUCCUAAUGGUGAAAUGAAAGUAUCAAAUGGGUAUUUCGUCCACAACUUUGCACCCUCAGAUCUUCCACGUAUUCCCAAAAAUGUGGUGUUUAUCAUUGACCGAAGUAGCUCCAUGAGCGGCAAAAAAAUUGUGCAGACACGUUUGGCACUGCUAAAGAUUUUGAAUGAUCUUCCUGAGGACGAUCACUUUGGAUUGAUCACGUUUGACGGUCAAGUUGAUUUGUGGAAGCGUGAACUCCUUAAAGCUACCAAGACAAACCUGGAUGACGCGAAAUCAUUUGUGAAGAUGAUUACAGCUAGAGGAUACACGGACAUAAAUGCUGCGGUGUUAGAAGGAGUAAAUAUGUUCAAACGGCAGCCACAAGCAGGAUCUGCUUCAAUCCUUAUUCUACUGACCGAUGGAGAUCCAACAUCAGGUGAAACCAAUGCAGAGAGGAUUAUGUCUAAUGUGAGAAAGGCUAUUGGGUCAAAGUUUCCCCUCUAUUGUCUUGGUUUCGGAUAUGAUGUGAAUUUUGAUUUCCUAACAAAAAUGUCACUGGAAAAUAAUGGAGUUGCUCGCAGAAUAUAUGAGGAUUCUGAUGCCGAUCUACAGCUGCAGGGUUUUUAUGAUGAAGUUGCCGUCCCACUCCUAACUGAUAUUCAGCUUAACUACAUAGGAGUCUCAAAUCUUACCCAGAACAAUUUUGCCCUGUACUUCAACGGCUCUGAAAUUGUGGUAUCCGGACAAAUUACAGACAACAAUGUGGAGAGCAUCAGCACUGAAGUCAUCGCAAUAUCAAAAGGCAGUAAGGUGACGUACCAAAACACUGUAACAACAAAAGAUGUAAUUGAUGUCCCAUCUGAACAUGAAGAUUUUGUGGAAAGACUGUGGGCCUACCUUACAGUGAAACAACUUCUGGACAAACAUGUUCUUCUUGAAGGUCCAGAAAAAGAGGCUGUAAAGAAUGAAUCUCUCAAACUUUCACUCAAAUAUCAGUUUGUUACAUCUCUCACAUCUAUGGUUGUUACCAAGCCACAGGAAGGUGACGUGGAGGUUGCAGACAAACCCAAAGAGGGAAAGGAAUCACACAUGCCUCCAGAUUAUACAGGUAAUCCGGGAAUAUCUUUUCAAAUGGGCUAUGAUUACUUGAUUCAUGAUCCAGGUUUACCAGCCGGUUCAGAUCUUCCAAGUCCUGAAGAAGUGCAUUACGAUCCGGGAUUAUCUAUUCAAGACUAUGAUAUUCGAAGUCUUGAAGAAGUGCAUUACGAUGAUUAUGGAGUGAGUGAGGCUGACAGUGGGAUAAACUAUGUUCGUAUGCAGACUCCGAUCAUGGCACCUACACGUGAGACACCUAAACUUGUGGAAGCUACUCAAUCAGCAGUUCCUGCAGUUGGUAAUAAUCGGUUCCUGCUGCCUGCUGAUGGUCAGCCGAAACCACUUUGUUUUGAUGUCCCUCUUCCUCACAAACUAAAACUGCUACAGGAUUCUGCUUUAGGGUUCUCUAUGAAUGGAGAGUCUAUGGCAUCUAAAACUGGAUUCCAACAAAUCAUCAUUCAUUACAAAACAAACCAUCACCUGACAAUAAAUACAAACUCUAUUAAUUAUAAUGAUGGCCAGAAUAAUGUUCAGUAUCUGUGGGGCCAGGAACCUUCCCAGCAUGAACAAGAGGGUAUCAUAUUGAUUCUGCGGGACAAUGAAAUGAAUGCUACGAUUGGAAGUAUCCGUGUUGUUAUUGUACUUCAUAAGAAAGAUGGGGACGUGUUUCUGUGGCCUGCGGUUUGGCAACAACCAAAAAAUGUCACUUUGGCAGGUAUUUUAGGAAAAGACAAAAUUUCGUAUGAGGAGAUUCAAGGGUCAACACUAAAGAUAAUGGACAAUGAUGUGAAAGCAUCAUGGGAUGAAAUGCCAGACUACAGAUUUCCUUCAGCUCCAGUCGUCAGAUGUUGGCUUGUGCCGUUCCAGGCUGUGAUGAACGGAGAGAUUUCUGAUUUUACUGUUACUCACCUGUAGAGUUCACAGCAUGUGUAUGUGAUAUAAUAAAGAGCAUACCUUAA
Paramisgurnus dabryanus is the source of this 2845-nucleotide messenger RNA. Its product is annotated as inter-alpha-trypsin inhibitor heavy chain H3-like. The record is from RefSeq and is a predicted model, not a curated record. NCBI's taxonomy places the organism in Eukaryota, Metazoa, Chordata, Actinopteri, Cypriniformes, Cobitidae.